CGCAGGUACAGGUAUUCGGUACAGGUUUUACCGCUAAAUAAAAUAAAUUUAUUAUCAAGCGAGCAAAGUGCGAGCGAAGCGAGCAAACUUUCGGAUCUGCAGCGCUCCUCGAAAAACGCAUAUACCUACAUGCCUACCAUACAGCUAAAUGAAAGGAGGAGAUUACGUUUCCAGCGCGUCCAUCAGUCGAAGAACAUGUCUCCGCUGCCCGAGCCCCAGUCGGCGGCCAUUCAGGCCGGCUCCGGUGUGCCCGUCAUGUCCAUGCUGUUUCUGCUCACCUCGCAGCUGCUCAACUCGCAGCAGCGGAGGGCGAAGCGCGAUGUCUCGGAGGAGGGCGACGGACGUCAGGGCAGCACCAGCCAGCUGCUGCAGGUGCUGAACAUGUUCCAGAACAUGGACCAGUUCAUCGGCCGCGAUCCGGACGACAUGUACGAGAUGCUCUGGGCGGUGGACAAGGAGUCCGGCUGUGCGCUGAAGCUGACCUGCACCCUGGCAGCGCUGCCCAAACACAAGGCUAGGCCAGAGGACAUGCUCCUGCUUCGUAUGUUCGGGAAGCGUCCGUUCACCGUGCGUAACGAGGAACUGGAGAAGCCCUCCGGCAUCUACAAGUAUGCCGCCUUCAUGGGCGCCAAGUCGCUGAACCAGCAGACGUGUGACGCCCUGUUCAAGGCGUGUCCGAUGCCCGGUGACCAGAUGGUCUCGGUGUGGCGCUCAGUGGUCGAACUCGUGCCUUCCAUGCUCAACACCAUCAAGCCCGGCAAGUUGGGCAAGUAGGCCGGUCGAUGGAGCGGCAGCUGGGGUGGGGAGGGAGGAGUUGGGGAGGGGAGGGGGAGCGGCACCGCUCGUCAAUGACGUACCGAGUGCGGCAAGAGCCCCGCGGGCGAGAGGGCUGCAGAAAGUGAGCGGGAAGGACGGAGAGAGGAAUGUGGGAGACAGAGGGGUGCGGGGGAGGGAGAGAGAACGAGAGACGGUUGGGAAGAGGGUGCGCCGCGGCAGAGUGGCCCUGGUUGGCGGAGAGAGAGGUCCGAGGGACGAUGGAGAGGGCGUUGCACAACACAGGGGUUACUCAGCACGGGCCGGAGAGAGGGUCGAAGCCGGCCAACCGUGCAGUUCCGGUGCCCGGCGGGGCGGCGGACAAGUCUCACUGGUUAGAACGCACCUGAGAAGGGUGACCGUCUCACGGAGAGGCACAAACGCGCGUUAUGAGCUCAGCGAAUCAGUCACCGCUUGUUUUGUGACAGCGGCAAACUGUUCCAUUGCCACUGUUGCUGUAAUUGUUGCAUUUUCACAGCUGUUAUCAAUUGUUAUGUUUGACCGAAGGAAUAAGUGUGAAUUGUUUAGUCGUCGAUAACAAUGACGUUAAUGUAAGUCAACAACGUGCGUAUGCUGACUUUUGCACUGUAUACCGGCACGUGAAUACAUGUGAAUAAAAAUA
Molecule: messenger RNA, 1435 nt
Organism: Amphibalanus amphitrite
Lineage: Eukaryota; Metazoa; Arthropoda; Thecostraca; Balanomorpha; Balanidae
Exons: 4
Coding region: 130-774 (214 amino acids)
Source: RefSeq, a predicted model, not a curated record